Messenger RNA from Hyla sarda, 4736 nucleotides. RefSeq lists its product as uncharacterized. Gene Ontology annotation, cellular component: extracellular region. The record is from RefSeq and is a predicted model, not a curated record. The transcript is spliced from 17 exons. NCBI's taxonomy places the organism in Eukaryota, Metazoa, Chordata, Amphibia, Anura, Hylidae. The coding region runs from base 200 to 2926 and encodes 908 amino acids.
GUCAUGAUAUAGUGCACAGGUUGCGCCGUGUCUUCCGCCCACUGUGUCAUUGACUUCUCUUUCAUUGACAACAGGAACCAACAGGCUCAGAAAGAAAGGAAGCAGACGUGAGCAUCGCUGGCAGCUACCGAGAUCCUGGCAGCCGCCCAGGCAGCAUCUCCGUCCUCAGCAUCUCUACCAGGGACAAGCAAGGUCAGACAUGGCGUUCAGUAGGAGAUUUGCCGGCCUGCAGCUUCAAGAACAAGGUAUUGAUAUCAAGCAGUUUGAGGAUGAUUUCCUGACGGCUCAUAAUAAAUAUCGGAAGCUGCACGGAUCGCCUCCUCUGCAGCUGAACAGGGACCUCUGCAAGUCCGCGCAGAAGUGGGCCGACCAUCUGCUCUCCAUCCGGACCCUGCAACACAGCGACAGCGACCAUGGAGAAAACUUAUACUACAAGAGCAGCUCCAGCCCCAAAGACCUGGCAGGGAAUGAGCCCGUGGACAGCUGGUACAGUGAGAUUAAGAACUAUGACUUCAGUAAUCCCGGCUUCUCCAGUAACACAGGUCACUUUACCCAGGUUGUCUGGAAGGAGUCCAAGGAGGUGGGACUGGGACUGGCUACGGAUGGUAAAAAGGUCUACUUCCUGGUGGCCCAGUACAACCCAGCUGGGAACAUCACCAACCCAGGCUACUACGAGAGGAACGUAUUACCUUGUGCAACGGCGCCACCUACCGCCAGUGCUGGGUCUGAUCCCCGACUGAAAGCAGCAAGUAACAAGGAGCCAUCUGUGGCCAAGACAUACCAUGAUACCUCACCUGUAUCCAGGGCUGACCAAGGUGUUGAAGGAAACCAGUUCGAGAGAGAUUUUGUGUCGGCCCAUAACGUCUACAGGAAGAAACAUGGAGCCGCGCCACUCCAGCUCAACCGGGACCUCUGCCGCUCAGCACAGGCAUGGGCGGACCACCUGCUGUCCAUCCGGACCCUCAAACACAGCGGGACGGACCAUGGAGAGAACCUGUACUACAAAUACAGCUCCAGCACCCGAGAGCUUCCAGGUGAGGAGCCGGUUGACUCGUGGUACGAUGAAAUAAAGAACUAUGAUUUCGGUAGGCCCGGAUUCCGCAGUAACACAGGUCACUUCACCCAAGUUGUCUGGAAGGACUCAAAAGAAGUUGGCGUUGGUUUGGCCACAGAUGGCAAUGGCCUUUUCUUUGUGGUGGGACAGUACAACCCAGCGGGAAACAUCACCAACCCGGGUUAUUUCGAGAGGAACGUGCUGCCCUCAGGAACAGCCCCAUCGGUAUCGGACAGCGAUGGAUCCGGCUCACGGUGGAAACCAAGUGUCAACAAGUCUCCAGAACCGGACAAGACAAGUGAUCGAAAGCCUAUGGCAUUGGUUGGCCGGCAAGCUGUAAAACUCAGCAGUUUCGAGCAGGAAGCAUUGGAUGCCCACAAUCAGUAUCGCCGUCUGCACGGAGCACCCCCUCUACAGCUGACCCGGGAAUUGUGUGAGUCUAGUCAGAAAUGGGCCGACCACCUUCUGUCCAUCAACGCACUACAGCACAGCAACACCAACCAUGGGGAAAACCUCUGGUACAAGUGGAACUCCAGUGUCAGGGACGCGUCAGGCUCGGAGGUUGUGGAUACGUGGUACAACGAGAUAAAGGACUACAGCUUUAGCAAGCCCGGCUUCCAGUCCAACACAGGUCACUUUACGCAGGUGGUUUGGAAGGACUCUAGAGAAGUUGGCAUUGCCAAGGCUGUGGAUGGUAAAGGGAUGGUGAUAGCAGUAGCACAAUACAGUCCGGCAGGUAAUAUCACCAACCCCGGAUACUUCCAGAAGAACGUUCUGCCCAAGGGAACCCCAGUGACAGAGUCGGCAACAAGCCCCAGCGACCGGGGGACGUCAUCCACCUAUUAUGUGCCCGCACGCGGGGGAGACGCUUCAUCGGCAUCUACAGUGGACCCAAGAACAUUUGCGCAGGAGUUCCUGAAGGUAAACAACGCUUACCGGUCACAACACGGCGCCAGACCCCUACAGCUGAAUUCUCGCAUCGGCCAAGAUGCCCAAAAGUGGGCGGAGCAUCUCUUAACCCUAAAGACCCUGAAGCACAGUGACACCUCCUGCGGAGAGAAUAUUUGGGCUAAAACGGGAAGUCCGUCCAUCACCGUGACAGGACAAGAAGUUGCUGACAGCUGGUACAAAGAAGAAAAGAACUACAAUUUUUCCAAGGCCGGGCACCAGCCAGAUACAGGACAUUUCACCCAGAUGGUAUGGAAGGCAUCCAAGGAAGUCGGAGUUGGUGUUGCAUCUAGCGGGAAAGGAAUGUACAUUGUUGUAGCCCAGUACCAUCCAUGCGGUAACAUCACAAACCCGGGGUUCUACGCCCGUAACGUCCUACCCCGGGGCUCCAGGGUAACAGACGACGAUGACGAUGAAGAUGGUUUUGUGAAGGAUUCGGCUCCUAAUGGUAUCAUUGCUAUUCCAGAUAAAGACCUCAAAACAUUCCGAAAAGAUCUACUAAAUGAGCACAACAAGUACAGGCGCCAGCACGGGGCGGGGACCCUGCAGCUCAGCACGUCACUGACCCAGGAAGCCCAGAAAUGGGCGGACCACCUAGUGGGGGUGCGCGCCCUUCAGAACAGCUCUACCGAACACGGGGAGAACCUCUGGUAUCGCUGGGGCACAGACACCAGCCUGCCUACUGGGAAAGAAGUGGGAGAAUCCUGGUACAACGAGAUUACAAAGUACAACUUCAGCUCCCCCGGAUUCCAGAGCGGAUCAGGUAACUUCACCCAGAUGAUCUGGAAAGCGUCUUCCCAGGUCGGGUUCGGACUGAGCACAGACAAUAAAGGGAUGUACAUCGCCGUCGGCUUCUACGACCCCGCCGGUAACAUCGCCAAUAAAGGAUACUUCGAGGAUAACGUGCUGCCCAAAAAGAAGUGACCUGGAACUAUCACCCCUAACGUCAAGCACUCACCAACACUUGACUUUAUUGAAUGGUUCAGUGCGCCCUCUAGUGGCAGGGCCCCUUACUACAAGUGUCAGGGAUUAGAAAUGUAUGAACAAUUGAAAGAAAAACCCCACUUAUGGCUAAAUGAAGGGCAUAUUUAUUAAGUGGAAGGUGUGGGCCUCCAGCUGUUUACGCUCCACUUACUUACGCAUUCAAUACAUGUCAAGAUUUACACGUCUGCAAAUCCAUAAAAGGUUUGGGAUACCCCUUCCCCCCCCCCCCCUCCAUUCUAGUACGCUCUUUUCUUAGGGGGACGGCUAUUGCCUAAGGGGUGUGGCUUUUAUGGUGGAAUUUUUGGGAUGCAUGAUCUGUACAUAGUUCGCAUUAUGAAGGAAGUUUAGAUUGUAUGGUGAUCUAUAACAGUGUUUCCCAACCAGGGUGCCUCCAGCUGUUGCAAAACUACAACUCCCAGCAAAACUGGUAUGUAGUUAUUUAAUGACAGUGGUCUCCAAGCAAUGGACCUCCAGCUGUUGCAAAACUACAACUCCCAGCAUGCCCGGACAGCCUACGGCUGUCCGGGCAUGCUGGGAGUUGUAGUUUUGCAACAGCUGGAGGCACCCUGGUUGGGAAACACUGAUCUAUAACUUGAAAUGCACUAGGAGGCCUAUAGGGGGUGCCACCAGAGGUCUUGGCAGUUACUUCAUAAACCGGGAUGGCGGGGUUCACCCCUUUUUAACUCAAGAACUGCCCCAAGCCCCACCCCAACUCGUGUCACUUUAAAGGGUUACUCCGCUCCCCAGCGUCCGGAACUCAACGACCGUCACGCCCCCUCCCAUAGGCUUGCAUUGAGGGAGCGGGACGUGACGUCACGGGGCGGGGGUGAACACGGAAGUCCGCAACCUGCGUUCGGAACAUUGAGUUCCGGACCCUGGGGAGCAGAGUAAACCCUUUUUUUAGGCCAAAGCCGACAUGGCGGCCUCAGAGUGAAUGACGUCUAUUAACCACUAUUUACAAGGGACUGUCUUAAAGGAAUUUUCCACUUUUAUGGGCAAAAUACCAUUGUCGAAAAUGAUGCCGCUUGGGAUCUGUUGGCUCCAUGGAGUAACGUACUUGAAAGGUCACAAUAGUCAGAUGGGUGAGGAGGGGCCCUGCUACGACUGCUACCUCUGCGCCCCCUACAGCUACUGUAGAGGGCGCAGAGGUAGCAGUCGUAGCGGGGCCCCAAAGCCCAUGUCUUAUCAGAAUAAGAUUUUGCAUCGGGGCUCAGUAGCUACAAAUUCCACCUCUGUCAGUGAAGGUCCAUUAAUAUUGAGAACAAGGAGGCUCUGCCCCCAUUUUCAUUUAAUAGGGGGGUCCCAACUUUACCAAAACCAAUCCAUCCAAAGCCACAACAUACAAAGAGAAGGGGCCACCCCAAUACAAGGGCUUGUUCUCCCCUCCACACCCUUUCCGUGACCCUUGGGCCUCUUCCUUCUAGUGGAGAGAGUCCUUCCGGGGACCAACCAGGACUGGGCUCCCCAUCUCCAAGGGCCCCAUAGUCCUUCUCUUUUGGUACUUAUAACCUUGAUCCGAAACGCUCACACGGUUUAACCAUUUCUGCCAAGGAUCAAGAAUUUGAAUCUAUCAAUCUUUAUUUUUGAAAUUUUUGUUGUUGUUGUUGUUGUUGUUUACGCCGCUCUCUGGACAAGGUACGAAGAUCCUGUCUGUCCGACCACUAAUACUCCGGUCUUAAUUUGUUACCAUGGUAACUACAGUCCUUGCUUUUUCUAUUAAAAUUUUUUUUUCGUUCCACCGGUUUCUUGG